UUGUACCGCUGAGGCUGCACGGUAAUAAGGGCGGGGGGUCCCGCUCGGCGCCGUAGGAUGUUCCUAGCAGCUCUGCAGGGCUAGUGGGAGCGCAGCAGUCCCCUCAGGCAGCUGGAGAAGCCGCCGCCGCAGCCCCUUCUCGUGGGAGGGAGCUGUCGCCUAUCCUCUCGCCCCGGCUGCCUGCGGCUGAGGGAGCCUGCGGGGAUGACGCUGAGUGAGAAGCUGGAGACGCAGGGAGUUGCGGACGCUCCCGUCGCGUCUGUUACCCUCUUGCCCUGGCCGGCGCUGCGGGAGCAGCAGGGCGCCCAGGCGGCGGCCGGGGAGCCGAGGCAAGAGAACCGAGAGGGGUGUCUAGGCGGCCAGUCAGCUCUGCUGAUGGCGGGUGCCCCGGAGGACCAGCACGCGGCCGAGCCCCCCGAGGGCGGCUGGGGCUGGGUGGUGAUGCUGGCCGCCAUGUGGUGCAACGGUGCGGUGUUCGGCAUCCAGAACUCGUGCGGGGUCCUCUUCGUCUCCAUGCUGAGCGAGUUCGGCUCGCAGGACGACAAGCAGAUGGUGUUCAAAACAGCCUGGGUGAGUUCCCUGUCCAUGGGAAUGAUUUUCUUCUGCUCUCCUGUAGUCAGUGUAUUCACAGACAUAUUUGGUUGUCGAAUAAUAGCCAUUGUUGGAGCUGCAGUGGGGUUUGUUGGACUUCUUUUAAGCUCUUUUGUAAGCACCAUUGAACCUCUGUAUUUCACCUAUGGAAUCUUAUUUGCCUGUGGUUGUUCAUUUGCGUAUCAGCCAUCCUUGGUCAUUCUGGGGCAAUAUUUCAAGAAGCGCCUUGGACUAGUGAAUGGCAUCGUCACUGCCGGAAGCAGCUUGUUCACUGUGUCACUGCCUUUCCUUUUAAGAGUGUUGAUUGAUUCAGUUGGCCUGUACAACACUUUAAGGGUCCUGUGCAUCCUUAUAUUUGUUCUUUUCCUGGCUGGCUUCACUUACAAACCCCUCAUUUCCAGUGCAAAUGACAAAGAGGGUGGAAAGAAGGGCAUGUUGAGAUUUCCUCCGGCAAAGAAGAUUUUCAGUUUCUCCAUUUUCAAGGUUAUGGGUUAUCGAAUCUGGGCUUUUGGAAUCCCUGCUGCACUUUUUGGAUACUUUGUGCCUUAUGUUCACUUGAUGAAACAUGUAAAAGAGAGGCUUGGUGAAAAUGUACAAGAAGAGGUGCUUCUGCUGUGUCUUGGUAUCACUUCAGGAGUCGGCCGAUUGAUCUUCGGCAGAGUUGCAGACUAUAUUCCUGGUGCAAAAAAAGUUUAUUUACAGGUGAUAUCAUUCUUCUUAAUUGGCCUGAUGUCCAUGAUGAUUCCACUGUGCAAUUCCUUGGGAGGUCUCAUUGCUGUCUGCCUCUUCAUGGGUCUGUUUGAUGGCUGCUUUAUUUGUAUCAUGGCUCCCAUUGCCUUUGAGCUAGUUGGUGCACAGGAUGUCUCCCAGGCCAUAGGAUUCCUGUUAGGACUCAUGUCAAUACCUAUGAUAGUUGGUCCACCCAUUGCAGGUAUACUGCGUGACUACCUAGGUACCUAUGAUGUAGCAUUUUACCUGGCUGGAGUUCCCCCCAUAAUUGGAGGAAUUAUAUUAUCUUUCAUCCCAUGGGUUCACGAAAAGAAGAAGCCAAAAGAGAAAAAAAAAGCUGUUGAUGAAGAAACAACUAAGAAAAUGCUGGAAAAUGAAAGCACUUCAGCCUCAGGCACAGCAGAAAAGCCCAGAUUUGACUCUUCAAAAAACGACGACGACAUCUUUAAGGGAUACAUUUUAAGUGUGCAAUAAUUGUUCAUACCAAUAAAUGGAAAUAUAUUAUACCUAAGAGCUAUUAAAGCAACAUUAAACAAAUUGGGAAGAGAUUUUGCACUGAGUGAAUAUGCAGCUUUAUUAUGGGCCUUUAAAAUUUUGCACAUGAUACAACUCCAUCUUUUCAAGAAAUUGUAGAGAAAUUCUUUGCAUGCAUGAUUACUUAUCCUUAACAUAUCUUUUAUUACUUGUGUACUCCUAGGUAUUAUAUAUAGUUUGUCAAACCCAUACUUCUGGAACACCUAUUUUUCUGAAAGUGUUUUGUUUUUUUUUAAAUCUAAACGAAACAGAGUGCUUUUCGUUUUAUCAUGAUUACGUUUGCAAAUACAUUCUCUGUUUGGAUUUGCAUUGACAAUGCAAUGAAACACUUAAAUAGAUAUGCAUUACCCAGGCACACUCAUCACCAUCUAUUUUAGUUUUCUUGUGUUAGGUGUGCCUUAACAAACAAGCUAUUAAGUGUUACCUGUUGAAAAUGUUACAAAAAAAUUCAAUUGAAAGUAAUUACAUAAGCAUCCUAAUUAUUAAGAGCCAGAUUUUGUAACCCUUAUUCACAAUCGCUUAGUAUUAUUGAUUCAUUUCAGUUUCUACUCAACAUGAGCAAGGCUGUCAGAAUCUGGCAUUAAAAUGGGAAAUGGUAAAGUGAUAUUUAUACCCCCUGGGAAAGAUUUUCAGGAAUGCCUAAGAAAUUUAAGACUCUAAAUGGGACUUGGGCUCCUAAAUCUCUCACGUACUUCUGAAAAUCUCCUUUCAUUGUAAGUAAUGUUGCUAGUUCAAAUUCCCAUGAUUCUUUCAUUACAGAAAUUACAUUAGCAAUCACAUUAUUCUUGUUCUUGUGCUUCCGUCCAGGCAAUAUUGUUCAAUAUUGCAUGUUAUAGUUACAAUACACACUGAUAAUGCAUAGAAACCUAUGUGGAAACCAUUGUAUUCAUUUCAGUUGACUUUGAAAUGAAAAAGUAAUAUUUAUCACAGUGCUGACAGUUUCAGAAAUUGACACACAAGUGGGGUAAUGGUAAAUAAUACUAAAGAGUGAUCCAAAUCACUCUGCAAAGUGGGUUCAUUUGAAAAACAUGUUUUAAUACAAGCAAACGCAAGGUCAUACAUCUAGGAACAAAGAAUGUGUGUCACUAUUACAGGAUGAGAUGAUUGCAUUUUGGAAAGUAAUUACUCUGAAAAGGACUUGUGAUGAACUGAAUGUGAGAAGUGGUGAUUAAGAGCUAAAAUAGUCAUGGAAUGUAUAAAUGGGAAUAUUGAGUAAAAAUAGGAGGUGACAUUAGUUAUAUGGAUACCAUUAGAUUGCUCGUUGGAAUACUGUAUCCGAUUCCGGUGCUCACAUUUAAAAAAGAAUGUUGAAAAAUGGGAAAAGCUACUUAGACAGGCAUAGAAUCAAUUUCUUUUGAAAGCUUAUCCUAUCUCUGGCAAGAUAAACAAUAGCAAUCUUCUCCUUUUCUCGUGUAUUCACUGUUGUACAUGAUCUGGGCAUACAGAUUUUGAAAUUCCCAACCGAGAUUCUGGAUAUUAGACAGCCGAGGCACUCAGUACUUGAAUGUUGUAGCUUUGGCUUAUAGAAAUCGGUUUGGUCAUUAGGCACUCAAAUACUAUGGUAUAAGAAUCUAAUUGUAAUAGAUGUAUGGCUUUGGUUCCAGAAUCAAGCACAGGAUGUAUGCAAUGGAAGGUAGAGAACAUUUUCAAAAGCAAAUUUUUGUCUGAACACCCAGUAGUUGAGGAAAUUUAACUUAGAUCCUUAUUUUUUAAUAAUGACAUAAGUAUAGCACUAUUAUAAUUCCACAUAGUGUUUUUAUUAGAUAAACUUGGCUGACAUUUUCAAUAUACCUUUUAUUCUUUUAUAUGAAAGGCGUCAAAACAUUUUUAAGAAUUUCAGAAUUGUGCAUAAUAACCUUAGGGUAUGUCUACACUACCCGCUGGAUCAGCUGGUAGUGAUUGAUCUAUUGGGGGUCACAGAACAUCAGGGUU
This is a messenger RNA of Chelonoidis abingdonii (Abingdon island giant tortoise), 3786 nucleotides long. RefSeq names its product solute carrier family 16 member 10 (gene SLC16A10). Lineage: Eukaryota; Metazoa; Chordata; Testudines; Testudinidae. The record is from RefSeq and is a predicted model, not a curated record. Gene Ontology annotation, biological process: transmembrane transport. Gene Ontology annotation, molecular function: transmembrane transporter activity. Gene Ontology annotation, cellular component: basolateral plasma membrane.